AUGGCAUCCUCAAAUGCCGCUACACCAGGCCCACCUCUUGCGGAGCAAUCUGGCAGCUCAGAUAUGCCUCUUGAUACCAUUGUUCUACAUGUACUUUCGCCCUCUGUUGAGGUCAGUGGUGGGAGAAUCACUUUUCCAAGCAUCCCUCUCGACACCAAAAUCUCACGCCUCAAAUCACGGAUUCAGCACUCAAUGAUCACGCCAGCUCCUCCGGAACGACAGAGGUUGAUCUACCGUGGUAGGCCACUAUUGGACAUGGAGACCACGCUUCGUCAAGUCUUACAAUCCCAGCUGAAUGCUUCCACCGAUGAGAGCCCAACCUACACUUUUCACCUGGUCAUCUCGCCUGCGCCCGGCUCAAUGCCCUCUGGAACCCCACCUACAUCUCAGAACCAUGUUUCCCAGCACAGGUCAACCGCCCCUCCAAGUUCACAACUCCCAUCUGCCGCUCCUCACCCACAACAUCACGAUCAUCACCACGGCCAUCAUCAUGCUCAUCACCAUGACCAUCACCACGAUCAUCAGCCACGUGGCCAUUUACCCGUACAUCCGGUCAUGGCACAAGCCCAUGCGGCGCAAGCUAUGCUGCAACAUCAGUUGAAUCAGCUUCAACAGCAGAUCGCAAUAACAAGUUUGAUGGCUCAAGGACAGGCUCAAGGCCAAGGGCAUAGACAUCCACAACAUCAGCCACCUCAAAUGCCUCCUUUGCCCCCAUCAGCUGGCAAUAUGCAAGCUUUCCAAGCUGCAAUCAUGCAACAGCAGCAAAUCAGGGCCCACGCAGGAAUGCAUGGCAUUCAUAAUCCAGCCGUAAAUGGAACGCCAUCGGGAUUGCCAUUUGGUCAAACCGCUUCCGCACCACUUGGACCAAUAACUACUAGAGUCCAUGAAAGCGUGGGACCAGAUGGUCAGAGAACGCGUGUUGUCGUGAAUGAGACGACCUUCCAGAUCUCCAGGCAGUCUACUCCGGUCCCAGCUGCCGAUCGUACUGACGCCUCUCAACAUGCUGAACGCCCAAGCCAUGCCUCCACCGCUUCUGGCCCACAGCCACUUCCAACUGGAUUACAUCAACACCGCAAUCAGCCUCUUCCAUUUCCUCCAUCAUUUCAUCAUGGUGAGCGACAAGAUCCUCUGUCUACCAUGUCAAGCUUCGUUCCUCAGCCACCCGUCUAUCAACCCCCUGUUCCCGAUUUCAACCGGCCCACUGCCUCUACUACCACUACCGCAUGGCUCCUUUCCAGCCCAAACGGCCCCCAAGCUCUUGUUUUCGCACCAGGCCACGGUCUCUUCACCAGUGCGCCACUCACCACUCAGCCAUCAACCCGGAUUACUCGUCCUCGAGAAGGUCUAAGAUUCCAACAAACCCCGAGCGGGCAUAUCCGACCACAAAACCCCGCCAACAUUCCCGCGCUCCCAGUGCUAGACCCCGCCGUUGCCAACGCCCAGCCCCAGCAAGCGCUCGAAGCCGUCGUUCGAGCCCGCAACGCCGCACGACAAGCUGCAGCCGGUGCGGACGGCAACGCCGAUGCCGACGCCAACAACGAAGCCCUCCGCACCAUCAUGAGUCGAGUCUGGACCUUCGUCAAGCUCUACUUUGUUAUCUUCAUGUUUACCGAACCAGGCACGUGGUUCCGAUGGGGCUGUAUCUUUGCCGCUGCGCUCGUUGCUAUUAUGCCUUCUACCACUGUUUUUAGAGGCUUUGCGGCGAGGCUACAGGAGCAGGUCGAUGGGCUUGUGCAGCCGCCUGCGAUACCCGUCCCAGCUAUGCCGCCUCCAGCGGUGCUUGGGAGGCGGCAAAAUGAAGCGCAACUACGAGAAGGAGGACCUGCCGCCGAGACCACGAGACCUGAGGAAGGCGUGAGGAGACAGGGCGAGCCUGAUCCAACUGCCACGGCCGCAAGGUUGGUUGAGGAACAUAGACAACGCCAGCCGAAUGAUAUGCUGUGGGAUUCUUUGCAGAGAGCGGAGAGAGCAAUAGGGCUGUUUGUUGCGAGUUUGAUUCCGGGAGUGGGGGAGCGGCAUGUUAGGGUUCGGGAGGAGGCAAGGAGGGAGGCUGAGCGGGUGGAGAGGGAGAGAAUUGAGAGGGAAAGGGUUGCUGCGGAGGAAGAGGAAGCAAGGAAGAACGAAGAGGAGGAGGGGAAGGAAAAGGAGGAGAAGGGGAAGGCAGAGGACAAAGCUGACGGAGAUGGUGGUGGAGAGAUAGGAGAGUGCUCCGGCGACGCCGAGAAGAAUGCCAAGAUGACCGAAGCGAGCUCUGCUGCAAUUGGAGGUGAAAGAAAAGGAAAGGAGAGAGCUGUAGAAGAGGAGCCUUCGAUCCAGGUCUGA
This is a messenger RNA of Endocarpon pusillum Z07020, 2322 nucleotides long. RefSeq lists its product as uncharacterized. The coding region runs from base 1 to 2322 and encodes 773 amino acids. The record is from RefSeq and is a predicted model, not a curated record. The transcript has 2 exons. Gene Ontology annotation, molecular function: protein binding. Lineage: Eukaryota; Fungi; Ascomycota; Eurotiomycetes; Verrucariales; Verrucariaceae. Gene Ontology annotation, biological process: endoplasmic reticulum unfolded protein response.